GAUUUUUGAGUCAAAUAUAACUUAUUUUUAAAGUUAAAGUUGGUUAAUCUUGUUUUUUUAGCAUGAACUGGGAAUUUGAUAUUUUUGACUGACAUUAUGAUUGUCUGUUUAAUAUAUGCAAAGUAGUUAAAACACUAAGUUCCACUUUAUAGGUGCUAUCUGGGACCUGGGAAUCUGUUCUUAAAAGUGGUCAUUUCAAUUCUUAAAAUAUACCAAUUGAAUCUUGAAUAGUAUUAUAUUUUUUGGCGAUAUUAUACAGUUGUGCUAUCUCAUAAGGUAUUUAUAAAUAAGUGGUCAUUUAAAUUCUUAAAAUAUACCAAUUGAAUCUUGAAUAAUAUUAUUUAUAAAUGCCUUAUGAGAUAGCACAACUGUGUUACCCUAUCGCCAAAAAAUAUAUUUUAUUACUAAAUUGUUUACAAACAAAAAUAAUGUAAAAAAAACUAUGUAUAGCUUCCAAAUAUUUUUAAACUAGCAUGUGGAUGUCAUGGACUGUCAGUGAAUCUGAAUUGGAGAGAGGUUACAUUUCUUGGUCACAUCCCUCAGCUAUAUACCAAAACAUGCUGUUUUUUAUUCUGAUGUUUUAUGUAUAUUUUAUUGCAUUCACAGCUGCUUCACCAGAAAUUGUAAACACACUACUUGCAUAGUGGUGAUUUGAUUUGCACCGGAUUUCUUGUUCUUCUACUUGUUUUGAGGUAAUCCAACGCCACAAUCUAAUGGCACCCUAUUCACACAGCACUAUAUAGGAAAUAGGGUGUCAUUUGGGAUUCAGCCUUAGCGUUUUUAGAGGGUGUACUGUAGCACCGUCCAUUGAAUAUCCAGUGGGGUGUUAUYCUUAAAUAUGUUCCUUGGUCUGUCAUGUGUCCCUGUGUGUGUCACUGUCACCCAAAGACUGCUGGUGCCUUUCCCUUCUCCUCACUCUUCAAUCUGCAUACAUGCAUACAAACGUUGAAUAAUAUCCCUUUCUUCCCUCUCCUCAGGCUACAGACGGUGACUUUGGCACGUUUGGGACAGUGCGGUAUUACUUCAGUGAUGAGCCUGACCAGUUUUCAUUGGACACUGAGACAGGCUGGGUGCAUCUGUGGGGCAAUCUGGACUAUGAGCUGAUGCGUCGAUUCACUCUGACCGUGCUGGCCCGGGACGGGGGUGGGGAGGAGACCACGGGCAGGCUGUGGGUCAACGUUCUGGAUGUCAAUGACAACACACCCCUUUUCCAGAAGGAGGCCUACAUGGGCUCACUGAGAGAGAACGAACAGGCCGCACAACAGGUGGCCCGAAUCAGGGCGACAGAUGAGGACUCUCCCCCUAACAACUUCCUGACCUACACCAUCACCUCAGUGUCUGCGUUCCGUGGUUACUUCAGAAUCACCAUGGUGGAGGGCUACGCAGUGGUCAGUGUGAACAGCCCUCUGGACUACGAGAUGGUCCCUGAAGGAAUGAUCUACCUGACUGUGAUGGCUAAAGACGGCGGGAACCCAGCCCUUAACAGCAGUGUCUCUGUCACCGUCGAGCUGUUUGAUGAGAAUGACAACCCGCCAAAGUUCAGCAAGCCAUCCUACCUCGUCAAGAUCCCUGAGAACAUCAUUGCAGGGGCGACGGUUGUGUUUGUGAAUGCCACUGAUCUGGACGCCUCCCGGGAGUUUGGACAGGCCUCACUCAUCUACUCCCUACAGGGCUCCUCCCAGUUCCGCCUCAACACGCGCUCAGGAGAGAUCACCACUACAGCCUUACUGGACAGAGAGCUGAAGUCAGAGUACAUCCUGAUUGUCAGAGCUGUGGAUGGAGGGGUGGGGCCACUGCAAAAGACUGGCAUUGCCACGGUGAACAUCACCAUCCUGGACAUCAAUGACAAUGCCCCCAUGUGGCGAGACGAGCAAUACCACGCCAACGUGGUGGAGAUGAGCCCCAUCGACACUGACGUCYUCUCUGUGCUAGCGAUAGACCCAGAUGUUGGGGAAAAUGGGACAGUGGUGUACAGCAUCAGCCCAGAGAACCCCUUCUACACCAUCAACAGCAGCACGGGCAAGAUCAGGACCAGCGGGGCCGUGCUGGACAGAGAGAGGUCCAACCCAAAAGACACCCAGCUCAUGAGGACCAUCAUCGUGUCUGCUGUCGAUCUUGGCAGACCUCCACUGCGUUCCUCAGUCAGCACCACGGUGUACGUCAACUUGCUGGACCUUAAUGACAAUGACCCCAUCUUCCUUAACCUGCCCUUUGUGGCCGAGGUGCCAGAGGGCCUGCCUAGUGGAUCCUCUGUGUUCAAGAUCCAGGUGGAGGACCCUGAUCAGGAGGAGAAUGGUAUGGUUACCAUGGGGCUACGGGUGGGCAUGCCACGAGUUGAUUUCUAUCUCAACACCACCACGGGCGUGCUGUACUCAACGGCAACUCUGGACCGCGAGCAGAUUAGCCUGUACCACCUGAGGAUCGUGGCGUACGACCAAGGGCAGAACCCACGCACCUCCACCAGCACCCUUACCAUCACAGUCCUAGAUGUCAACGACGAGACCCCCACCUUCUUCCCCAAGGUGUACAACGUGUCCCUGCAGGAGAGCGUCCCCAGGGACCAUGUGGUGGCUCGCCUCAUCUGCUCCGACAAUGACGCCGGCCUUAACGCCGAGCUCAGCUACUUCAUCACAGGUGGUAACCAGGAUGGUAAAUUCAGUGUUGGCUUCAGAGAUGGUGUGGUACGGACUGUGGUUGGCUUGGACAGAGAGACACAGGCUACAUACUCACUGCUCAUAGAGGCUAUCGACAAUGGUCCAGCAGGCAGCAGGAGGACAGGCACAGCCACAGUGUUUGUAGAAGUACUGGACGUGAACGACAACAGACCCAUCUUCCUCCAGAACAGCUACGAGACCAGCGUACUGGAGAAUGUCCCCAUAGGAGCUAGCAUCCUGCAGGUGCAGGCCACAGAUUCAGACCAGGGGGAGAACGGCAGGGUUCUGUACAUGAUCCUCUCUGGCAACAGUAAGGGUCUUUCAGAAUUAAUGAGCUGUCGGGGCUUGUGAUGCGGGGCCAGAGGGCUCUGGACAGAGAGAGCAGCACGCUCCCACGUGCUGGAGGUAGAGGCCUACAACAGUGACCAGGGCAGAUGAGGAGC
Messenger RNA from Salvelinus sp. IW2-2015, 3097 nucleotides. Its product is annotated as cadherin-23. The record is from RefSeq and is a predicted model, not a curated record. Lineage: Eukaryota; Metazoa; Chordata; Actinopteri; Salmoniformes; Salmonidae. Gene Ontology annotation, biological process: homophilic cell-cell adhesion. Gene Ontology annotation, molecular function: cadherin binding; calcium ion binding. Gene Ontology annotation, cellular component: catenin complex; plasma membrane.